This is a messenger RNA of Fonsecaea nubica, 921 nucleotides long. RefSeq lists its product as hypothetical. NCBI's taxonomy places the organism in Eukaryota, Fungi, Ascomycota, Eurotiomycetes, Chaetothyriales, Herpotrichiellaceae. The transcript is spliced from 2 exons. Gene Ontology annotation, cellular component: cytoplasm. Bases 1 to 921 code for a protein of 306 amino acids. Gene Ontology annotation, molecular function: phosphoribosylaminoimidazolesuccinocarboxamide synthase activity. Gene Ontology annotation, biological process: 'de novo' IMP biosynthetic process. The record is from RefSeq and is a predicted model, not a curated record.
AUGGCUUUUGUCAAGUCAGAUCUAGAGGGGUUUCUGCCUCUGUUAGCCUCAGGUAAAGUCCGAGAGCUGUACGAUGUCGACUCAAAAUCCCUGCUCUUUGUGACUACCGACAGGAUCUCGGCUUUUGAUGUUAUCAUGAAGAAUGGUGUGCCAGAGAAGGGACUCGUCCUAACGCUGAUGACUGUGCACUGGUUCCAAUAUCUCCAAAAACAGAUCCCUGACCUCAAGACCCAUUUCAUUUCUCUCGACCUGCCUCCUACGGUCCCGAAUGACGUUGCUUCCCAGCUCAAGGGCCGAAGUAUGCUUGUGCGCAAGCUCAAGGUGUUCCCGCUGGAGGCCAUAGUCCGUGGGUACAUCACAGGAUCCGCCUGGUCUUCCUACAAGAAAACCGGUGAGGUAAAUGGGAAGAAAAUGCCCGAAGGCCUACAAGAAUCGCAAGAGUUCCCCGAACCUAUAUACACCCCCAGCACCAAGGCUGAGCUGGGUAAGCAUGACGAGAAUAUCUCCACGGAGCAAGCCACGCAAAUUGUGGGCGAGAAGUAUGCGAAAAGAAUAGAAGAACUGUCGCUCCGCAUCUACAAGGCAGCACGAGACUAUGCAAGAGAAAAGGGCAUCAUCAUAGCAGACACGAAGUUUGAAUUUGGUCUCGACGAGGAAACGGACGAGGUCGUGCUUGUAGAUGAGGUGCUCACCCCAGACAGCUCGAGAUUCUGGUCGAAAUCCAGCUACAAGCUCGGCCAGAGCCAGGAGAGUUUUGACAAGCAACCGCUGCGAGAUUGGUUGACAGAUAAUGGACUCAAAAACAAACAGGGCGUGGAAAUGACUGAUGAUGUGGUUGAAGCAACUCAUGCAAGAUACCUCGAGGCGUUCAAAAUCUUGACGGGAAAAUCUCUAGAAGAGACUCUACACGACCUAAAAUGA